Messenger RNA from Corythoichthys intestinalis (scribbled pipefish), 8539 nucleotides. RefSeq names its product zinc finger protein 609-like. Lineage: Eukaryota; Metazoa; Chordata; Actinopteri; Syngnathiformes; Syngnathidae. The record is from RefSeq and is a predicted model, not a curated record. The coding region runs from base 593 to 4732 and encodes 1379 amino acids. Gene Ontology annotation, biological process: regulation of transcription by RNA polymerase II. The transcript has 8 exons. Gene Ontology annotation, cellular component: nucleus.
GCUUGGCUACAUUGUAUUAGUUCCCACACGAAGAGUCGCCGCACUGUUUCACGCUCAAUCGGCGAAUACGGAGGAAUUAACCUGUGUGGAAGGCUAUUCGCUGUGGGAUUACGCUGGCCGAGGAUCGCGGGAGAGGAGCGGGCUUGUUGUCUGUCCGCCGGCUGUGCACCUCGAACAUGUCCUCGUCCUCCUCCCCCCCGGGUUCGGUAGUCUUCGUUGUUGACGCUAACGCUAUCUCCACUUGAGAUGGCACAAGUCCAGUGAAUCGCUGGCCUCCCUUCCUCUCCUCUCCUGUGCUGGAUGUCUUUGGGGAUUGCGCCGCCACUGCUGUCGGCUGCUUCAGCAUUUCUUCAACGUUUAGUGCAAUUCCAAAACCAUUAAUCUGAUUUAUACUUUUUUUUUCUACGGAGUGUCCGUCACCAUGGAAAAACGAGGACCCGGAAUACGAAUGGCGAGCUAAGUCUAGCAAAAUGUGGCCAAAUGGAGAAGGAACGAUUAGACCGUGAAGAUUCUCUAACCCCAGCCCCGGAGUCCCAACCAUCCGAGAUAGCGUUGGACCUUACUGAAACAAUUCUGGGCCGUUGGCACUAAAAUGUCCCUAAGUGGUGGCACUGCAGGCGGGAAAGGUGUGGACUCUAAUGCGGUGGACACUUACGACAGCGGGGAUGAAUGGGAUAUUGGUGUUGGAAAUCUGAUUAUUGACCUUGACGCUGACUUAGAAAAAGACAAACUUGAGAUGUCUGGCACCAAGGACGGCAUGGCGGCGCCACCCAGUGCAGUAGCAGCAUUGCCUGACAACAUCAGAUUUGUUAGUCCUGUGUCUGGCUCUCAAGGCAAAGAAAGCAAAUCCAAAUACAAGCGCAGUAAAAACUCUAAAGACAAUAGUAGCAAAGCUUCAGCUGGAGAUGGGAAAAAGGAAACUGCAGGACGGACUCAAGGCGAGCCAACUGGCACUGCAGUAAAUGCAGUGGUUGCAGGCAACAAUUUGACCUCUGGAAAGAACAUAGAAAAAGGAGGCAAAACCUCCAGAGGUGCUCUGAGUGGGAAAAAGGACAAGGAAGGGGCAACGGGGAAAAGUAAAAAGGAUAAAACUGAGGGAGCAGCAGUUGUGCCUAUUGCUGCGGUGGAGAACGAGGUUGCGUCUCAAGUCCAAGUUACUCUUGGGAACUGUCGUAAUACACCCUCUGAAGGCACACAAUCAACAGACUUGGUAGAAGCGAAUCAAAUUGGGAAUAUUACUCUUGAACCUGUUGGGAUAUUACCAGCACUAACAACAAAAACUGAUCCAGAGGAGAUUGAAAACGGUAAUUCUGAAUGCAAGACCUUGAAGAAAAUGAAAAAUGAAAAGAUGGAAUCUCCUGUCUCAACACCAGUCCCUCCCCCCCUUCACCUCUUAGCUGCAGUAGGCAACAGUGAGAUUGCCUCACCAUGUGAACAGAUAAUGGUGCGUACACGCUCAAUAGCAGUGAACACAUCCGAUGUGGCCCUAUCCACGGAACCGGAGUGCUUAGGACCCUGUGAACCUGGUACGAGUGUCAAUCUCGAAGGCAUUGUAUGGCAGGAAACCGAAGAUGGAAUGUUGGUGGUGAAUGUUACUUGGAGAAACAAGACGUAUGUGGGCACACUUUUAGACUGUACCCGGCAUGACUGGGCUCCACCUCGGUUUUGCGAAUCCCCUACAAGUGACCUAGAAAUGAGGAAUGGCCGUGGCCGAGGUAAACGAAUGCGACCAAACAGCAACACUCCUAUCAACGAGAACAGCAAUUCAUCAGAUAACAAAGGCGCCACCAACAACAAGACACGCGCUGCAUCUAACAGUAAGGGUCGAAGAGGCAGCCAGACACCAUCGGAGCGCCGCACUCCUCCCAACAGCAACGCGGAGGAUAUUAAGGCCAGCCCCUCCUCGACUGGAAAACGUAAGGCUAAACCUGCAUCGGACAUGGAGCCUAAUUCUAGCUCAGAGGACACGAAAGGCAACAAACGCAUGCGGACAAACUCCAACAGUGGAGGAGUCGGGCUAACAGGUCUUCUCAUUCCUUCUAUUAAGACUGAGGCACUUCCACCCCCCCUUGAUCGGAGUUGCCCCUCACCUGUUCUCAUUGAAUGCCCUCAUCCCAACUGCAACAAGAGGUAUAAGCACAUAAAUGGCCUCAAGUACCACCAAGCCCGUGCCCACACGGAUGAUGAUGUGAAGCUGGAACUAGAUGUAGACAGUGAAUAUGGAGAGGACUCAACACUUCACCCUGAACCCGAGAAUUGUAACGGUGCAUCAAUCUCACAUAAAGGAUCUUUUUCUCCAGCAAGGUCAGUCACACCAAAAGGAAGGAACUUUGACAUUCAAAGUACUUCCCCGUCACCCGGCAAGUUUUGUUCAAAGCAGAGCAAAAAGAAAAUUGCUGAAACAGAAGCAGAAAUAAGUACACCGAUGGAAGGCUGUGAUGAUGGGGCAUGUCUUUCUGAUGAAGCCAGUAAUGAUGGCAUUGAUGAAAAAAGAAGUUCUGAUAAGUCCAAAAAAGGUAACACAAAGGCCGAUAAAAUGGCUCAAAAAAAUAUAAAAUCGCCACGAACAGUUGCCACUGGCCCUUCAGCAUCACAACAGAUGUACUCUUUCCCACCCGGAAACCCAAAUUCUUCACCAGGGCUUACCCCGGUUUUGCAAGGAAUCCCCAAGAGCCCCCAAUUGAAAGGCACGCAGCCAAAAAACCCUGCUGUAGGAGAUCCUCCCACAAGUAGCGCCAAAGACAAGAAGAAGAAAGAAAAGAAGAAAAAAGACGUUGGUAAGGAAGCUGAGAGCCCAAAGUCUGUGGGAAAGGGAGGAAAACUGGAGGACUGUAAAGCUCCAUACACCGACGUACCUGAACAAGGAAAUAAGGCUGAAGUGCUUCUCAAUGGAUCCUCGGACCCCCAUCAGAGUCGGCUGGCAAGCAUCAAGGCUGAGGCUGAUAAGAUAUACAGCUUUACAGAUAAUGCUCCCAGCCCAUCCAUUGGUGUGGCCAGUCGUCUAGAUGGCAGUGGAAUGCCGCAACCUCUUACACCUCUUCACAUGAACCAGAACGGUGCUGACAACUCUUCUGUGAAAACUCACAGCCCAGCAUACUCGGACAUUUCUGAUGCUGGUGAGGAUGGUGAAGGAAAAGUAGAGAAUGUCAAAAACAGGACAGAAGACCAGGCGCUAAGAGAAAGUGUCAAAAAAGCGCUCUUCCCAAAUCCAGCCCCCAACAAAGAUUCUCCGUACUAUGCUGGCUAUGAGACGUAUUACUCGCCCAAUUAUGUCAACCCGAGUCCUGGCGGACCAAAUCCCGGCACACCGGUGACUGAGCCUCAGGUGAAGAUAAAAAGGGAGGAUGACCAGGAUCCUGGGGAGGAAAAAGUCAAGGUUGAGGUUCAUGAAGAUCGCAAACCUGACAUCACUCCUGGCCAGCAGCAGCAGCAACAGCAACAACAACCCUCUGUCAUUCAACAACGAUCCAACAUGUAUAUGCAACCACUUUACUACAAUCAGUAUGCCUAUGUACCCCCGUAUGCAUAUCAUUCAGAUCAGGCAUACCACAACCAUUUAAUGAAUACCAACCCCGCUUAUCGACAGCAGUUUGAAGAGCGUCAGCGACAAAUGGCAGAACAACACCGUGCUGCUGAGAAAAAGUCAGACAUAGCCAUGAAAGAAAGAGAAGCUUCCAUCAAGGAGGACUGGAAACAAAAGAGCCCAAUGCAGCCAAACCUCUCCAAAACCCCGAGUCAACCUGAGCUGGGAAAGACACCGCAGCCUACCAGUAAAUCGAGGGACUCACCCUCAGAGGUUUCAUCCAAAUCUAUUGGAAAUAUUAAGGUAGAGGACAUCAAGUCUCAGCAAGCUGAAGGCUUAAAGAUGAAGCUGACAGAAGGAGGGCACCAUGGGAAGGAGGACUCCAAACAAGUGCUUGAUUUAAGAGGACAGGCUGGUACAGAGCAGGCUGUGUGGUACAGACAGCAGUACCCUGAAAGCCAAAAGGUAGAUGGUGAACACCAGCCACAGCAACCUCGAUGGAAAGAAGAACGAGACAGAGAACGGGAACGUGAUAGGAAAUCGAAGGACGAAAGGUGCAGGCCUAAGGACUGUCAAAGCGGGCCUAAAGAGGACGGCAAAGAAAUGAUUGACCCUCGAAUAAUUUCUGAGGAACAUCGGACCAUGAGCAAAGACUCUCGCACGAAUGCCCACUUGCAGUUCUCGUCACCACUAGCACAGCACCAAGGAUACAUGCCAUACAUGCAUGGUUACCCCUAUGGACAAGGUUAUGACCCGAACCACCCUGGUUACAGGGGCAUGCCUUCGGUCAUGAUGCAGAACUACCCAGGUUCUUACCUUCCCGGAGGUUAUCCUUUUUCUCCAUAUGGAAGUAAAAUAGCUGGAGCCGAAGAGGCCAAUGACAAAUCUCGCACUAGUCCUACUGUCAACAAAAUUGCAACAGACUCCAAAGCUCUAGAUAUGCUACAUCAACACGCCAGCCAAUACAAAAGUAAAUCUCCGACAGUAGGGGACAAGCCGCCCCUUGACAGAGAGCGGGAGCAGGACAGAGGAGCUGGCGGUGAAAGGGAUCGGGAAAGAGACGUUGAUCGGCCGCGCUCCUCGCCUUCCCAGCGGAUCAUGCCCUCUCACCACCACCUGGGGUACCCCUUGCUCUCAGGGCAGUAUGAUCUGUCCUACACCACAGGGAAACCUGACCGCCACACCUCAACCCUGCAAAGAUUCAUGUGACUGGCUCACAUGUGAAAGGAGUUUCCCAGGUGUUCCCUUUUAGACAUCAGUUCAAUGGUGUUUCUGUCUGUUUAUUUGAUCUGCCCGAGUGUUGGCAGGUUGUUCAUGUCUUUCUUCCCAAAAGAAAGAAUCUCAAAGCUUGGACUGAUCUAAUCCAGGUUCAAAGCCAUCACUCUAACUCUCCAUGCAGAGGAAACACCUCCCCGUCGAUUAUCUAGUCUUUGCACUGUCAACAAAUACAAUGCAAAAAUAGACUAUUGGACUUUCAAAGAUUUUGUUUUGACUACAUUAUUAUUUUUUUUUUUUGUCGUAUACAGAAGAAUCUAGCCGAGGAUUCGGGGGGAGUCGGGUGACUGAUGGCAAAGUAGAGUCAAACUAAAUGAGAGACUUUCAGAGAAAAUCUUAUCAAGAUGAGCUCAACUUUAUGUGGCUGGGGUUUUGUAUGCCACGAUGACGCAACAAUAUAUCCUAAACUUGACAAAUGUUUGGUUUCUAUUUCAUUGGGGACAGGGGGAUAUGGCAACUGCUGCUUUCUUCAGAGACUUAAGAGCCUGAGACUGAAGAGUUCAUUCUCACUGUCACAAUAUUUCCCACAUUUUAAAAUCCUCAGUUCAUGUUUCAGGGAUGAUGUCGCCGUGUUUUUGCGAAGGGACUUCGUACACCUCAACACCUAAUAAUAAACGUGAUCAGUGUUUGCUUUGUCAAACGAAUCAAUUUCAACAGUGAUCGUCAUCUUUGAAUGUCUGAAUGCUGGUUUAAUGCUGCUUCGCCUCACAAUGACACUUGAUUCCGCUCACUCGAAGAGUGAAGCCAGAUUAGCUGUGGUGACACUCGUAAACGUACGGAGAGCUUUCGUAAUUUUGACACGUUUAUGUUCUGCUGUAAUAUCGACUCUCUAUUGAUAAAUGUUGAUAUGUGUCGCAGUGCGUGUGCAAAUCACUUGUGCGCAAUUCAAGCCCCUGUACCCGAGACUGUGGACGUAUGAAUUGUUAUGUGGCUGAUAUGGCUUCACUCUUACACACAUUCAUUUUUUAUCAUUUUUUUCCAAUUGUCUCUUGGCUUUGGAUCAGUCCAAGCUUGACACCAAUAACCCUUUAUAGUAGGGUGACCAAACGUCCUCAUUUGCCCGGACAUGUUCAAUUUUUACAUCCUAUCCGGUGCGUCCGUUUUAUAAAUUCAUGAAAAUGUCCCGUUUUCAGUUUUUAUACGGGACCAAUUAGCGUGUCUUGAAAUUGACUGAGGCUUUGCACAGAAUACUACCGUACUGUGCUGACUGUGACGUGUUCCCAGAGAACCUUACCCAUUGGUUCAGCCUUGCUCAGUAACAGAGAAAACAGACGUCGGAGCAGCGUUCCAUCGUCCCCCAAAAUGCCUAAAUGCAUCUUCACAGAUGAGCUGCAAAAAAAAAAAAAUCCCCGCACACAAUUGAAUUCCCCGGUUGAAACAAAUGGGAGGUGAUGAGGUGAUAAGGUGUCUUUGAGUGAGAUUCGAGUAGAAUUUAAGUAUCUCGAGCCUAGUGUCCUCUUUUUUUGGGAAUCCAAAUGUGGUCACCCUACUUUAUAGGGCAAGUGACUGUUUUUGGUCAUUUAGAUAGAAACAAAUAAUAACUCCAUUAAAACGCUGCAUCCACGUUCAUGGACAUCACAUUUUGAGUCAUUUAGGCCACGAUGUUGACAUUUAGUAAAGAAGAAUGGCCUGCAUCAGUGAUCCCCAACCACCUGGCCGGGGACCAAUACCGGUCCGUGCCGCAUUUGCUACCGGGCCGCAGAGAAAUAAUAAAUAAUUUGUUAACGACCGCAAUCUGGCCUGAGCCUCUCGACACAUUAAUAUGCCUGUCUACUCUAUUGACUAAUCUGAGUAGAGAUUUGUGAUGGCCGCAAUCUAAUGGUUGGCCACCAUUACUGGGGUUAUUGCACACCGAUAGCAACUCCACGUCAGUCAAUGUAAACGGUAACGUUAGCUGCUGUUGGCAUGUGCUGCAGGUUGCGACGUCUUUGGGCAGCUUUUUUACGGGAAAAAGGCCACCUGCUGAGCCAGAAGAGGAGCCUACAACAAAGUCCAUUCUGCAUAAUAUAUGGCUAAAAGCUAGCAAAUGAGGCAACAAAAGCGAAGGCACAGAGAGCAUCAAACCUCGUGGCGAGCCAACCGUAUUGCUAAAGCCAAGAAACCUUUCACGACUGAAGAACUCAUUAUGCAUGUGAUCAAAGAUAUUUGCUGUCAAGUUUUAAGAGAGGCCGCUGUUAAAAAAGGUUGAUUCAGCGUAUGGUGUUACAUUUUCCCUGCACUUAAUGUUCGUUUUUGGCUCCGUCGCGUUAUUUUAUAUUUACUGUAAUUUUCUGCCGUGGAAAAAAAGGCCCACAUUACACCGGUCCGUGGUGCAAAAAAGGUUGGGGAACACUGGUCUACAUGACCCAUGUCUACAUAUAUGGACCAGAGGUCUCAAUUUUAUUUAUAUGCAUUUUAUUUUUUAAAUGAAAAAUUAGUGAAUUCAUAAAAUCACAAUAAAUUAACAUAAAAAAGAAUAGAAACAAAUUACAUUUUGGUUAUGCCUCAGAAUAACGCUUUUUUUUUUUUUUUUUUUUUUUUGUAAUUUCGUAGUAUUUAACUCAUUGCCUGCCAUUGAAGAGGGCCAGUGGGAGUGCGAGCAGUGAUCAUCCCGUCCCAGUUAAAAUGGAUUGGACAUCUGAUGCCGUCAAUGGCAGACAAUGAGUGAAAUGAGUGCUCUAUAAAGGGUUAAAAUAUGAACUUCUGGCACAUGCAGCUACAUACUCGAAAGUGCAACCCAAAAAUAUUCCGUAACAAAAACUACAUUGAACAAAGCAAGUUUUGGGUGAAUUAAAUACAUCCACCGUCUCCUCAUAUUCAUGGAUUUGAAGUUCACAUAUGUGAUGCUGCAUUCUAAAUUCAAUAUUUACCUUAGAGUCAUGCCCAAAACUCGAAGCCAGAUACCACACUCAGUUAUCGAAAGUAUAUUUAUUUGAGUGGUUUUGUGUGAGCGUGCGGAAGGAGAGUGAGAAACACACAUCUGGGACAGAGUUGUCACCACAUCCAGUUCAGAUGUUUUUUUCCAGCCAUUUGUACGUUAACCAUAUUUGCCCCUGUCGGAUUUUACAGCAGCUAGCAAUCCUCCAAGUAUGUCUUAGCCGUUCAAAAAACCGCAUCCUUUGACUUGUGUGCAUUUUAAAGAUAAUGAAUGGCUGAAUAAGAUGAAUGUGGUGGUGUUUGAUUAGUAUUUAAUCUGUAAGGGUAAUCUAGGCAGCUGUGAUGUUGUCAUUCAAGUCAGUGAGGUUUUAGUACCAGCAGACUGCAUACAUACAGUACAUACAGUAUAGUUUUAUCAAACAAUGGUUGUGACAAGUGCAUUUGUUCGCUCAGAGAGUAGUACUAUUAUCUCAGUAGUCAGCAAAGCCCAGUGAAAAAUCAAAACUAUAUUCUAAAAGUGUAUGAAAAGCCAGAAAAGUUCAUGUUUGCUUUCAACAUAAUGGAAAGUGCUUGGCUAUUGUGUUUUGUUUCAAUGGUGCAGAGUAUAUUUAUUGGCCAGCAGUCGGUGCCUAGUUGAACAUUCUUGUGUGAAAACACAGAGACGCUCGCCCCUUUGUCCUUUCCUGACCCACCUCGUAUCAUACAAAGACCCUACGCCCCAACCCCAAAGUACCAUCAGUGGUGCUUGCAAGGAUGUUUACAGCGUCUACUUUCUAUGUAAGACAUUCAGAACUGCCCUCACCCCUCCUCUCCUCUUCUCUUCCUCCCUUCAGGAGUUUGUGAAAAAUGUACAUUGCCAUGGUUCUUUUUUUUUUUUUUUUUUUU